GAGAGAGAGAGAGAGAGAGAGAGUCCUGAUCAUCUCGACAUGGAUCAGAAUCUCGGGGAAAAUUAUGCCAAUCCAAAGACAUGUUUUUUUCAUGUCCUCUUCAAGGCUGCAGCUUUGGCAUUCUACAUUUUGUCAGCGCUAUUUGUUAAUAGCUUUGUCAUCAUCUUUGUGAUUACUGUUCUUCUUGCUGCUCUUGAUUUUUGGGUUGUCAAGAAUGUCAGUGGACGGAUAUUGGUUGGUCUAAGGUGGUGGAAUGAAAUAGAUGACCAAGGAGAGAGUGUGUGGAAAUUCGAAUGCCUUGAUCAAGAGUCUUUGGCAAGAAUGAACAAGAAGGAUUCAUGGCUCUUCUGGUGGACACUUUACCUUGCAGCAGUUGCAUGGAUCUUUCUCGGGAUAUUCUCACUCAUAAGGUUUCAAGCUGAUUAUCUUCUUGUGGUUGGAGUCUGUCUUAGCCUUAGCAUUGCAAACAUCAUUGGCUUCACAAAAUGCCGCAAAGAUGCUAAGAAACAGAUUCAAGCAUUUGCUUCUCAGACAAUUGCUUCUCGCGUUUCAUCAACAAUACAGUCAGCAUUCAGCGUCGUGUGAAGUAUUAUCAUACAGAAAUAUGAAGAUUAGGAUGCAGCGGACAUUCAAAGUGUUGGUGUUGUAGUGGGACACCCAACGAGCUUUUUGGUUCAUUCAAGACUAUCAGCUGAUGUUUGCAGAAAUUUGGCACCUAUAUAGUCAGGCUACGCAUGCGUUGUUUAGAAUUUUCUUCUUUUUUGCCUUUACACUCAAAAAGCUGACAGUUAUGGAACUGUAUUAGAGUUUAUUGGGAUAACAUCUGUUGUCAAAUUGAAGAAUGCAACCAUUAAAAGGGAGGUCUAGUACCACCAUUUUCA
Messenger RNA from Magnolia sinica, 881 nucleotides. Its product is annotated as Golgi apparatus membrane protein-like protein ECHIDNA. Bases 40 to 585 code for a protein of 181 amino acids. Gene Ontology annotation, biological process: protein secretion; vesicle-mediated transport. The transcript has 6 exons. NCBI's taxonomy places the organism in Eukaryota, Viridiplantae, Streptophyta, Magnoliopsida, Magnoliales, Magnoliaceae. The record is from RefSeq and is a predicted model, not a curated record. Gene Ontology annotation, cellular component: Golgi membrane.